UAUACAUUUGUUUUUAUUUUAAGGGUGUUUAAUAUGUGUGUGGGGCAUAUUUAGGUUUGUGCAUCUCAAUCUUAUGUUGUUUUAAUUCAAAUCCAUUGUGAUGGUGUGUAGAGGCAAAAUCAUAAAUACUCAAGUACCUCUGAACCUACCUGCAAAACAGAAGCAAAUAUAUGCGACUUUAGACUGAUCUCAUUUUAUUCAAACACAUAAGUUGAAUACCCCUGAAAAAGCAAAAACACUGGGAUCACGUUGGCUUAUUGACACAGAGUCCUCGCAGUUCAAGUGUCUCUGGGGGGCUGCAUAUGGAACAUGGCUUUGGGUAGCAUGGGAACAGGCAGGAGAGGUCUGGGAAAGGAAGCAGGCUGUCCAUUGCUGUUGCGCAAUGAACUUAGAUUAGACUGGAACGAUACAAAAUCCGAAAAAACAGAGGCUGUGACUGGCUGUCCAUCUGUUACUGUAACUUUGCUGCUGGAUGCAUCGGGUCAUUGUACUUUUCAUCGAUAAGGGGAAUUACAACCGUUAACCAACAACAUAGAUGGUAUGUAUGUAUGUUAUUCCUUUUGCUUGAAAUGAUUCAAUGUGAAAAAAAAUGUAUGUAUGUUGUGCUUAACACCUAAGAUUUGUUAAAUGAAAGAAGGAAAUGCAUGCAAGUAGGCUUUUACUCCUUCCAAGCAAUAUUCUGUCCUUUUUCUAUGUGCUACCUUUUUUUUUUUUACAGUAUCCAGCCUCAGUACUACUGUGGCCUCGCCUCACAGUCACUGGGGAAGGUCCAUGCGCUCACAAAUUUAAUGACAGAUGUGUGCACACUUUAAAAAAAAAAGAACAUGUUUCCUUUCACAGUAUGUUUUCACUGUCUGCUUUUGACAAAAUAUAUUAAUUAAUCCACAGGAAGCAGAUGGCCAUGAAUUCAGUGUCACACAGAUUGUUUUCUGUUUUACUAUAUCUGUCUCUGGAGACACACUUUUGAAAGUGGUGAAUAUAGUGCCAAUGAUUCAAACGUCAAAACAAUUUUAGUGUUUAAAGUUUGGUCUUGACCGUGAUGAUGCCCAUUCAUUAUUUUUGACCAUGUUUGUUUAUUUCAACAGAUGGUGUUUACUUACAUACUGCUAGCAUUUGUUUUCUUCUGCACAGGGCUGUCUGUGAAAGUUAUCGAGCCAUGUGACAAGCAUAUGUUUGAAAGCAAUGUUCACAUCUGCCGCUCCGCUUUUAACAAGAGCAUGGAGACAAGCGGCUAUCAUGAAGGAUGCCCAUGGCCAGCUGUAAAACGCACCUACAAUACACUGAAGUUUUGUGUGGAUCACUGGGCAAAUACUUCUAUGUGUCGGAGUCGGGGGUCGCUGGUGGAUGACUUUUUCCAGGAGAUCCAUCAGAAGUACUUUGCAUCCUGUGGACAGGUCCAUGACCCUCCACUCACUACUCUGAUCAUGCUAAUUGCACCAGGUGUCAUUACCACUCUUUUCCUGCCCCUUCUGUGCAUCAAACUCACCACACGGGAAUAGAGAUGUCUAUUUCUGACAACUGGACAAAGGAGUAUUGAGUCUUGAGUCAGAAGUUCAAUCAUUAUGAAGUGUAAAUACAAAAGUAGUCGAACUGUAUCCUGUAUUCAUGCCUGUUUGUUGUGAAUCGUGUAAAAUAUUCUUCUAUUAAAUCUUGAGUGUAAUGAGUCACAAAGUUGUACUUUUUUUUUAGUUGUAUUGCUCAAUUAUAAUUUUUAGAAUGUGCAAUGGGCCAUUAAAAAAAACAAAACAAAAACAGCCACAGGCCGCAAAUGACUCCCAGGCCACACUUUGGACACCCCUGCUUCAAGUCCUGUAAUAUGAAUCUCACCGUUAUCAAACACAUUUUAUGUGUCAAAUCUGAUAUGUAUGCAAUGCAACUGAUAAUAAAUAAUCUUCAAUAUAAGUUAAGUAACAAAACAUGGUUUAAUAAGGUUUUUUAAGUGUGCAGGAGUAAGGGGUACAUGGUUUCAGGUCAAAUGUCAAGGGGUACGUGACUGUAACAAGUUUGGGAACCACUGAUCUACAGUUUAUAGCAGAGAGAAAUACACAAAUAUACAUGGUCGUGAACUGAAUACCAGGCAUCUUUCUAUUUUUUGUCAGUGUUAACAAAACCACAACGACAACAAUUGUUGUUUUGGCUAAAUGAUUCAAAUCAAAGCACUGAAAUGCAUGUUUUUGUAUUAUAUAUUCAGAUUAUCUGAAAUAUUUUGAGUUUACAAUAGAUGUAAACUCUAUGACCCGUAGCAUUUCAGUAUUCCACUGUGGGGUUUUUUGUGUUUUCUUGUUUUUUGCAUUACCUCAUGUCAAUACCAUAUAUCAAGAAGCCACACGUGACAGUUUGACGUUUGUUACAGAGCAACACGCAAGCUAUUUAUUCCUGGUUUAGACCAGGUUUUUAUUUUUAAAUCAAUGUCAAAUGUUGCCUCACUGCUGGGUGUGUCAUUCUGUACAUUGGCAUAAUAACCAUGCUUUUAAAUUUGGCUCAACUUUUUUUAGUCACUGUAAUGAAAAACCUUACGUGAUAAAACAUGAGCAGUCUUGAGAGCAUCCAGAAUGUGCAGCUUCAAAAUGUUUGCUUUACAGAAAACAUUGGUUUGACGUUACUGUUGAAGGUAUAAUAAUAAUACUGUACGUAUGACGUAUGACCUGACAUCAAGAGUUGA
Doryrhamphus excisus (bluestripe pipefish) is the source of this 2662-nucleotide messenger RNA. The record is from RefSeq and is a predicted model, not a curated record. Lineage: Eukaryota; Metazoa; Chordata; Actinopteri; Syngnathiformes; Syngnathidae.